Bactrocera dorsalis (oriental fruit fly) is the source of this 1638-nucleotide messenger RNA. Its product is annotated as Ig-like and fibronectin type-III domain-containing protein 2. Gene Ontology annotation, molecular function: protein binding. NCBI's taxonomy places the organism in Eukaryota, Metazoa, Arthropoda, Insecta, Diptera, Tephritidae. The coding region runs from base 1 to 1623 and encodes 540 amino acids. The transcript has 5 exons. The record is from RefSeq and is a predicted model, not a curated record.
AUGUCUUCUUCCCUGCAGCAUGCAUGGAAGAAACGUCCAUUAGAGCAGACCAUCAUACGCACAGUGCCGGUUAAUCAGACUACGCUCACACUGCAGGAUCUUACGCCGCUCACAAUGUACGCGAUCGUGGUGACGGCGCAUAAUGACUACGGUUCGAGUUUGCCCAGCGAACGUUUGCGUGUGUUCACUCAUACCAGUGAGGUAUUCGCGCCACGAAGUGAUGAUGCCGAAGCUUCUGCUUCGGUGGAGAGCAUUAUGCCGGAGUUGCCAAACAUACGUAGCUGUUGUGAGGCCAAAGGCAUGACGCAUCGUAAGUGUCUCGAUAAGAUGUGCGAUCCACAGAAGACCGACCUCGCCACACUGCCCGACUUUAUGGUCUGCGCACCUUGGUCCAAUAUUACCUUCACUUGUCUGGCAAAUAAGAUCGACCACACACCCUGUUGUCGUGCACGUGGCAUACCGGCUGUGUGCUUCCCGCUAUGCUCGGGCAAAAUAUCAACACUAGACUUUAGUCUGUUCAAGUGCCUACGCUUCAUGUCCGAGUAUAGCAGCUGCCUUUUCCAGGGUUACGGCGUGCUCGCGGAUCCACCUUCGAUGAUACGUACGGUGGCAAAGGCCGACAAUUUUAUAAUUUUGGAUUGGGAUAAACCCAAACGCUUGGCCGACACAAUCAGCACUUAUCAUGUCAAGUUUAGACGUCUGGGCGAAGGCGACGAUUAUCUGACUGUAGUGAAGAAAACCCCACCACUCAUUUUGGAGGGACUCGAACCCGAAGUCUACUAUGAAUUCUACGUAGUCUCCGUGAAUCAGUAUGGCAAAAGUGAAGCUUCACCACGCCUCAUUACACGCACACAGCCCGCCGAGGCGGUGGAUGAGCCCGAACCGGUUUACAAUAUGACAAAAUGCUGUCAGGCAUCCGGCUUGCUGCCACAAUGUGCGCCACUCUGUUCGUACAACAUUAAAUUGUCGGAUAUUGAAAAGCUCGGACCGGCGUGUCGGGCACAAAUGUCGGUUAUUGUGCGCUGCGCCGCCGGUGGACGUGAUCAUACGCCCUGCUGUCAGCGUCGCGGCGUGCCCACCGCCUGCAUGACCAUCUGCCGUGGCGUCAUGCCGCACUACGCGAACGGCGUCGGCAGCAAUGCGGGCGCAUUGAGUGGCAGCAGCUAUAGCGGUAACAAUGGCACGACCUCCAGUGAUUGUCUAUCCUACGCGGGCAAUAUUUUGCAGUGCAUCGAAGAAGGCACCGAGAGCAUACCCGGUCCAGCUGAGGACGUGCACGCCAUUUCGGUAACAAAUACCACAAUUAGCUUGACUUGGCGUCAACCCGGCUACGAGGCAAGCGCACCCACCGCAGCAACAACAACAACCACAGACAAUGAAGAGGAGAACACGAAGAAAGGCGCUACUUCAACUACCGCUGGCAGCGCGAACAAUGGCGACAACAACAAGAACUCUGGCAACACUAAUGACAUUGCCACGGCUGGUGGCGGUGAUGCAUCGACGUCCAACAGCGAUGAUGAUAUCGACUUUAUCGUGCAAUAUGGCAAAGUCAAUAACAUGACCCUCUACGAGACUGUGGCGAAACUGGAAAAUGUGAGUAGCACGCAACACAUACACUCAUGAAAACAUAUAUACAAA